Molecule: messenger RNA, 3315 nt
Organism: Penicillium roqueforti
Lineage: Eukaryota; Fungi; Ascomycota; Eurotiomycetes; Eurotiales; Aspergillaceae
Exons: 2
Coding region: 1-3315 (1104 amino acids)
Biological process (GO): peptide catabolic process
Cellular component (GO): mitochondrion; cytosol
Molecular function (GO): metalloendopeptidase activity; metal ion binding
Source: RefSeq, a predicted model, not a curated record
AUGGCUCAAAUCGAGCGUAUUACAGAGAACUUGGAGAGACCAGAGCUUGAUGAUCGUUCUUAUCGAGUCAUCCGUUUGCCAAACAAGCUAGAGGCCCUCCUAGUUCAUGACCCGGACACCGAUAAGGCCAGUGCUGCCGUGAAUGUCAAUGUUGGCAACUUCUCUGAUGAAGAUGAUAUGCCAGGAAUGGCUCAUGCCGUAGAGCAUUUGCUAUUUAUGGGCACAAAAAAGUACCCGAAGGAAAAUGCAUACAACCAGUACUUGGCGUCCCACUCUGGUUCAUCCAAUGCCUACACAGCCGCCACUGAAACGAACUACUUCUUUGAAGUGUCCGCCACAGGUGACUCCAGUGCCCCAAAAUCCAGUGGAGACAGCACCCCUGCCGAGACGAAUGAUAACAAUGGCGUGUCAAAUGGGAGUGCCUUAGAUGGGAAGUCGCCCCUCUACGGCGCAUUAGAUCGGUUUGCCCAGUUCUUUGUUGCCCCGCUUUUCCUAGAGUCAACCCUAGACCGGGAGUUGCAGGCGGUGGAUUCGGAAAAUAAAAAGAACCUUCAAAGUGACCUGUGGCGUUUGAUGCAACUUAACAAGUCGCUUUCAAACCCUAAACAUCCCUACAGCCACUUCUCGACUGGUAAUCUGCAGACCCUGAAAGAAGAUCCACAGAAACGUGGUCUGGAAGUCCGCAGUGAGUUCAUCCGCUUCUACGAGAAGCACUACUCGGCCAAUCGGGCGAAGUUGGUUGUCCUAGGACGAGAAUCUCUGGACACCCUGGAGCAGUGGGUCUCCGAGCUCUUUUCCGAUGUCGAGAACAAGAACCUGGCUAAGAACCGCUGGGACGGUGUUCAGCCCUUCACUGAGAAGGACAUGUGCACCCAGGUUUUUGUGAAGCCGGUUAUGGAUACUCGAUCCAUGGAUAUGUAUUUCCCCUUCCUUGAUGAGGAGGAGAUGCAUGAAACCCAGCCUAGCCGUUAUAUCAGCCAUCUGAUUGGCCAUGAGGGCCCGGGCAGUGUUCUUUCUUAUCUCAAGACCAAGGGGUGGGCCAAUGGUCUGUCUGCAGGCGCCAUGCCUGUCUGCGCUGGGUCUGCAUUUUUCACUAUCUCGGUGCGCUUGACCCCCGAAGGUCUAAAGAAAUACCAGGAAGUCGCAAACGUCGUCUUCGAGUAUAUUGCCAUGAUCAAGCAACGCGAGCCCGAGCAGUGGAUCUUCGACGAGAUGAAGAACCUUGCCGAGGUCAAUUUCCGGUUCAAGCAGAAGACCCCGGCUAGUCGCUUCACCAGCCGGUUGAGCAGCGUUAUGCAAAAGUCACUGCCUAACGAAUGGCUUCUGAGCGGGUCUUUAUUGCGACGAUUUGACUCUGACCUGAUCAAGAAGGCGCUCAGCUAUCUGCGGGCUGACAACUUCCGUCUGAUCGUUGUGUCCCAGGAGUUCCCGGGUACAUGGGAUCAGAAGGAGAAGUGGUAUGGUACCGAAUACAAGGUCGAGAAGAUUCCACAGGAGUUCUUGGGUGGUCUUCAGAAGGCUCUAGAGUCGACUGAGGCUACCCGUACUUCCAACGUGCACAUGCCUCACAAGAACGAAUUUGUACCGACUAGACUCUCGGUAGAAAAGAAGGAGGUUGCCGAGCCAGCUAUCAACCCUAAGCUGAUUCGCCAUGACGACCGGGUGCGUCUAUGGUUCAAGAAGGAUGACCGUUUCUGGGUGCCCAAGGCCAGUGUCGAGAUAACGCUCCGCAAUUCAUUGGUGUGGGCCACGCCUGGCAAUCUCAUCAAAACAAAGCUGUACAGCGAGUUGGUUCGGGAUUCGCUAGAUGAAUACUCCUACGACGCCGAGCUUGCUGGCUUAGACUACAAUCUCUCGGCGAACAUUUUGGGAUUGGACAUUUCCGUGAGCGGAUAUAACGACAAGAUGUCCGUUCUGUUGGACAAAGUACUCAACACUAUGCAUGGGCUAGUUGUCAACCAGGAUCGGUUCGAUAUUAUCAAAGAGCGCUUGGCGCGGGCAUUCCGCAAUGCUGAGUACCAGCAGCCUUACUACCAGGUCGGGGAUUAUACUCGCUAUCUUCUUGCCGAGCGCAGCUGGAUCAAUGAGCAGUAUCUUGAAGAGCUGGAGCAUGUUGAGUCCCAUGAUGUGGUCAACUUCUUCCCCCAGCUGCUUGAGCAGACCCACAUCGAAGUGCUGGCCCACGGAAACCUGUACAAGGAGGAUGCUCUGCGUAUGACCGACUCUAUUGAGAAGAUUCUGGGAGGCCGCCCUCUGCCUCCAUCGCAGUGGUACUUGCGCCGCAACAUGAUCUUGCCGCCCGGUGCCAACUAUGUCUACCCCCGGUCGCUCAAGGAUCCGGCCAACGUCAAUCACUGCAUUGAGUACUUCCUCUAUAUCGGGCUCUUCGCCGACGACGUCCUGCGAUCGAAGGUCCAGCUGUUCGCGCAGCUGACUGACGAACCUGCAUUCGACCAGCUGCGCAGCAAGGAACAGCUCGGAUAUGUGGUGUGGAGUGGCGCACGCUACAACGCCAUCACUAUGGGCUACCGGGUCAUUAUCCAGAGUGAGCGCACGGCACCUUAUCUGGAAUCGCGCAUUGAGAAUUUCCUCCGUGAGUUCGGUUCCAUCCUCGAGAAGAUGCCCGAAGAAGAAUUCGAGGGUUACAAGCGCAGCGUCGUGAACAAGCGCCUGGAGAAACUCAAGAACCUAGGCUCUGAGACUGGCCGGUACUGGUCGCAUAUCGGAUCUGAGCGCUUUGAUUUCCUUCAGCAUGAGACCGACGCAGCCAAUGUGCGCUCCUUGACCAAGGCGGAUCUCGUUACAUUCUACCAGCAAUACAUCGACCCCUCUUCGGCCACACGCGCCAAGCUCGCCAUCCACAUGAACGCCCAGGCAGGCGCGCAGGUUGAGGAGCCCAAACCAGCUGAACAGAGAACGCGCCUUAUCGAAGUAGCCACCAAGCACCUCGAAGCCGCAGACUUCAUCGUGGAUUCUGCCCGCUUCACUACGGCAUUCGAUUCGGUUGACGCGACAGCGGCGGACAAGUCCCAGGUUAUCUUUGCUGUGAAGAAUUUCUUGACCGAGACCGGCCUGUCGCAGCAGAAGUUCGAGCCUGUCCUUGAGACGCUGGACGAGAAACUCAGUGCUCAGUUAAAGGAGCUGGGUCUUGGCUCUGGCAGUGACAUUCAGGGUGCGGCUAAUGGCAAUGGCGAGGCCCAAAAGCCUGUCAUUAUCACCGAUGUGUCAACCUUCAAGGCAAGCUUGCCUGUUAGCGCUGGCCCUGUUCCUGCGAUGGAUUUGAGCGUGUAUGAGGAUUUUGAUGCCAAGCUAUGA